GUCCAUCUUCACAUCCCCAGCCUGCCUAAAAAUAUCCCGCACCCGGCGUGAACGCGCACACGCACAUGAGUCAGCGUGGAAACUUUGGUGACCUAUCGCGUUCACGACAGACAGGCGCGUGUCAGGAUCAAAGUCUGCCGUUACGUGCCCGUGGACGUGGAGAUAAAGACUUUACUUUUACACCACAGUGCGAGUGCGUGCGUGAGUGUCCUGCCCGUAGACGUGUGACUCCAGUCUACCGAGGAGUGCACGUUGCGCGUGAGUGCGCUUGGGCGACACCACAGGACCUUUUAAGGGACGCGGCCGGAGACAUUUAGACCGAGACGGACCCUCCAGGAUCUUCUAAGACCUUUGGACGUCUUUGUCGGAGUCCACGAUGACGUCAGUGUGGAAGAGACUGCAGCGUGUUGGGAAAAAAGCUUCCAAGUUUCAGUUUGUUGCUUCUUACCAGGAACUCAUUGUUGAGUGCAAGGAGAAAUGGCAACCAGACAAGCUGCGGGUGGUUUGGACAAGGAGGAACCGACGCAUGUGCUCCAAGCUGCACAGUUGGCAGCCCGGCAUCAAGAACCCAUACAGAGGAAUGGUCCUUUGGCCCGUUCCAGAGAACAUGGACAUCUCAGUCACGCUCUUCAAGGAAGCGGGCGCUGAUGUCUUUGAGGACAAAGAGUGGACCUUCGUCAUCGAGGGUGAGAGCAAAGGUCAUCGCAAGGUGUUGGCGUCAGCUGACAUCAACCUGAAGAACUUUGCCAGUCUCACACCGACCCAAACGGACCUGAACCUUCGUCUGAAGCCGCUGUCUGUCAAAGUGGUGGAGGCGUCGCUCAGGUUGUCUGUGUCAUGCAUCUUUGUCCGUGAGGGAAAAGCCACAGAUGAAGACAUGCAAAGUCUCGCCAGCCUGAUGAGCGUCAAACCUGAUGUGGCCAACUUGGAUGACUUCAACGAGAGCGACGAGGACGGCGACAACAUGAGGACGACAGUUGCACCACGCUCUCUCACACGUCCCAAUCGCCCCGCCCCUCCUCCACCUGAGCCCAUAAACACCUCGUCAGCUGCUGUGUCGCAUCAGCGGCGCCCCCCAGAGGUCCAAACACCACAUGACCUCGGCGCCACUUCAGGUCGUCACAUUUUCACAGCUCACAUUGUCAAGUCAGACCCCCGCCCUUCCUCACCCUCGCCGUUGUACACCGAGGCUCCACCUCUCGUGUCAACAGCCCUUCAGGCGGAGUGCGUAACCUCUGAAGCCCCUCCCAUCACUGGUGACAUCAUCCCGGUGCCUCUAUGGAGUCGUCCUGACCUCGACGCCCUCUGUGAGCCCGCCGCCCCGAUUCUUCGGCCCACCUUCCCGUGUUCCUUCCUCCCUUGCUCGCCAUCUCCGGCCGCUCAGAUCAGCACCCCACCCACAGAGGCUACGUCCCCCCUCAGCCAAGCAGGCAAGGAAACAGCGCCUGCCGCCAAGGGAACAACUCCAAGCACGCUUACUGAUGGCGUCGUAGAAGCCAACCCACCAAUCAGAGCACACGAUGCCAAGGCGGCCACGCAGCCAGAAGCAGGGGGUGGCAGUGACCUCCCCAGUCCUGCCCAAUCCCAAUUAGAGACAAUAAUAGCUGCGCCCCCUCCGUGGCCGUUCUGCGAGAGCUCCAGCCCCCAGCAGCCCUCCAGCCCUGCCAAGCGUGGUGGCGGUGAUAUCGACACAGAGAAUGAUGUCGUCUUUGACAGGAGCAAGUUAGGGGGCUGCUUUGCUGAGCAGCACUCCUUGAGGAGAGGCACAGGCCUCCUCCUGCACGACACCUCCAGCAUGGUGGAGCCGGAGGACAAACAAAGACAGGAGGAGAAGAAGCGACAUGAGCAAGAAAAGAGGAUACUAGUGGAGGAAGAAAAGAAGAGACUCUUGCAGGAGCAGGAGGAGGCCAGGAAGCUGAAGGAGAGGAGGAGGCGCGAGCAAGACAGACUCCUUGAGGAAUGGAACAUAAGGCAAGAUGAGGAGGACAGGAGGAGACUGCAGGAGAUGCGUCUACUGGAGGAGGCAGAGGAGAAGAAGAAGUUGGUGCAAAAAGAGAAGGAGCAACAAAAAUUGAAAGAGAAGGAGGAACAGGAACAGGAGAGGACAAGGAGACAAGAGGAGGAGAGGAAGGACAAAGAGAAAGAGGCGAAGAGGGUGCAAAGACUGAAGGAGGUGAAGGAAAUGGAGGAGAAAAGGCAAAAGGAUGAAGCGAUGAGGAGAAAGAGUGAGGAGGAGAGAAAAAAGAAAGAGGACGAUGAGAGAAAAAGGAGAGAGGAACAGAGUAAGAAAAGGGAGGAGGAAGAGAUCAAGCGAAGGCAUGAGGAGGAGAGAAGGACAAAACUAGAGAAGGAGGAGGAGGAAAAAAGAAACAUGGAAAAGAGGAGACAUGAAGAGGAGAGAAGUAGAAAAACAAAGGAGGAGGAGAAAAGACAGGAAGAAAAGAGUAGACAUCAAGAGGAGGAGAGAAGGAGAAAAGAGGAAGAGGUGAAAAAGAGGACAGAGGAAGCGAGAAAGACAAAGGAGGAAGAGGAAAGAAAGAGGAGGAGAAAUGAGGAGGAGCAGAGAGUCAAGGAGGAAAAUGAGAGGGAAAUGCAAAGACUGAAGGAGGAGAAAGACAGGAUGGAGGAGGCAAAGAAGAGGAAGAAGCUAGAGGAGGAGACAAAGAGCAGUGAGGAGGAGGAGAGGAGGAAGAAGCUAGAGGAGCAGGAAAAAAAGCAGGAAGAAAGGAGGUGUGAAGAGGAAGAGAGGGUGAAAGGAGAAAAGGAGAGGAAGCAAAAUGAGGAAAGGAGGAAGAGACAGGAGGAACAAGAGAUGGAGCAAAAGAGGAAAGAAGAGGAAUUGAAAAGGAGGAGAGAGGAAGAGAAAAAGACCAAGGAGGAAGAGGAAAAAAAGAGGCGUAAAAAUGAGGAGGAGCAGAGAGUGAAGGAGGAAAAGGAGAGGGUGGUGCAAAGACUGAAGGAGGAGAACCACAGGGUGGAGGAGAAGAGAGAGAGUGAGGAGGAGAGACAGAAGAAAGAGGAUGAGGACAGAAAGAGGGGGGAAGAAGAGAGUAAGAAAAAGAAGGAAGAAGAGCUGAAGAGAAGGAGCGAAGAGGAGAGGAGGAAGAAGCAAGAGGAUGAAAGAAAGACAAAGGAGGAAAAGGAGAGAAAGAGGAGACAGGAGGAAGAGGAGAAAAAAAAGGAAGAAACAAGGAGUGAAGAGGAGAAAAAGACAGAGGAAAAGGAGAGGAAGAAGAGAGAGGAGGAAGAAGAAAAGAUGAAGAGGAAAAAAGAGGAGGUGAACAGGACAAGAGAGGACGAGCAAGUGGACAGAAGGAAGCAGGAAGAGAUGUUCAAGUGUCGUCCUCUGGUGGACAAAGGCUGCAUGACACCAGGACAGAACAAGUCAGCCAAUCAGAGGGAAACUGAUGAGGUGGGUGCUGUUGUUGAACAGCCAAUCACAGCCAAGGCCUUGCCUCCUGAUCAACCUGCUAUGUCAAUCACAGCCAAGGCCCCGCCUCCUGAACAGCCCGCCAAAGCAAUCAUUGACAAAACCACGGCUCCUGAUCAACCUGCCAUGUCAAUCACAGCCAAGGCCCCGCCUCCUGAGCAGCCUGCCAUGUCAAUCACAGCUAAGGCCCCGCCUCCUGAUGAGGCUGUCCAAAAAGCUCAAAAGGUGACGUUCCAAGGGGACUUCCAGCUGGACCACAAGGCAGCACCAAAGACUGCAGAGGAGAAGGAGACAACGGAGAAGGCGGGAGAAGGCAAGGAAUGUGCUGACAAGAAGGAUGAAGAGGAGGCGGAGGGCACACCUGCUGUCCACCGUGACAACCUUGGUGAUGCCACUCAAAAUGGCGUCGGGAUGAAGACGGCGGCUGCUGAUGAAGCUGUGAGCAUCACCAAGGUGCAUGAGAGUCACCACCACACUAAAGUGGCCGCUAAUUCACAAGAAGAAAGCCCCAACCUCUGCCCUUCGGCCAAGCAUCAGCUGCUCCAAGAGGAGGAACAUCUCCUAUUGGCUAAAAUCCACGUGAUGAUCUGUGACACGUCCCCCAUCGCCAGGAAGCGCCUUGUUCCUGCCCCAGGAGAGAUCCACCACGACCACAGGGCGGAGUCAGACAUUCUGGCUGAUGGCGAGGAGUCAUCAAAGCAGGGGCGGGAAGAGGACGUGUCAUGUGACGAGUGGAACACCCCGCCCCCGCCAGAUGGCGCGUCAUGUCGCCAGGUUGACACAGCAUCUGGGCCAAUCAGAGAGGAGGCUGAUGGGAAGGAUGAUACCAGCGACGACCUGGUGACCUCCAGCCAGUCGCUGCUGCAGUGGUGUCAGGAGGUCACUGCCGGCUACGCGGGGGUCAAGGUCGCUAACUUCAGCACUUCCUGGAGGAACGGCUUGGCCUUCUGCGCCAUCCUGCACCACUUCCACCCCAACCUUGUAGAUUUUGAGCGGCUGAAAUCACAUGACAUCAAAAUGAACAACAAGAAGGCCUUUGACGCAUUCGAGUCUUUGGGCAUCUCUCGCCUGCUGGAGCCGUCCGACAUGGUCCUGCUGUCGGUUCCAGACCGCCUCAUCGUCAUGACGUACCUCAGCCAGAUUCGAUCGCACUUCACCCAGCAGGACCUCAGAGUGCUGCACAUCGAGCACAACGCUAGCCACUCCAGCUACGGCCCCGCCCUCGCUGGCUCGCCGCCCUCUGACCUCCACGCCGCCGCCUUCUGUGUGGCACGACUCAACGAGGGAAGAGGUUUGCAAGAGGGAGGUGCCGCUUUGCUUGUCCCACCCCCGAGAUCCAAGAGGACGACUAAAGAAGAGUCCAUGUUUGCCGUCCCAGGGCCCAGGUCCACUUCUCAGGCAGCCAAGUCCAGACCCACACAGGAUGAAAGUGACAUCAUCAAGUUGUCCUCAGAAACCACACAGGAACCUGAGUCCCAAUGUGUCAAAGCAGAAGACAAGACGAUGGACACCAGUCAGUACGUGCUGAGCGAGCUGGUGGCGUUGGAGGCGGAGCAGAAGCACAUUGACACCAGGGCGGCGGUGGUGGAGCGUUGCCUGCGGAGCCUCAUGGAGACAGGAAGUGACCGUGACGAGGAGGAGAGGCUGAUUCAGGAAUGGUUUACUCUCGUCAACAAGAAGAAUGCUCUGAUACGAAGACAGGAUCACCUGGAGCUCAUGCAGGAGGAGCAGAACUUGGAGAGAAAGUUUGAGCUGCUGACUCGAGAGCUGCGAGUCAUGAUGGCGAUGGAAGACUGGCAGAAGUCGUGUGCUCAUCAAGAGCGUGAGCAACUCCUCCUCCAGGAGCUGGUGUCUCUGGUCAACCAGCGCGAUGACAUCAUCCAGAACCUGGACGCCAAGGAGCGAGGGGCGAUGGAGGAGGACGAGCGCCUGGAGCGCGGUCUGGCCAUGAGGAGGAGGAAGUACGACAACAAGGACAAGUGUGUGCUACAGUGACAAACGCGCACACACGUGUUUGCCAUGGCGACUGCUGCUGCUGCUAGAACGACGUGUUUGAUGUGGACAUUUCUACUUUUUGCUGUGUGGUAGAUGUCGUGAGCUGGGCUCAACAUGGCGGCUGCCUGUUUGGGGGUCAUGUGGUGCAACGGCGUGGCCAUCAACACACACGUGACCUUCAUGGCCGCAAAGCCAUGAAUAUUGUCCAAACCCUUAUGCGCUAUUUACGUGACGUCACCUGCAAGCAUGGCCAGCCACUGACUGACAUCAUUGACGUCAUCAAUGACAACCGCGUCAUCGCUGACGUCUGCAGUGUUGGGAGUGCAGUAACGGGUAAUCUAACGAUUCCAACGUUACAACGCCGUUGCCGACAUUGAAAUGCGACACGUUGUUAUGCACUGAUAUAUAUAUCGACGAUCUGGAUGUCGCACAAGUUGCCAUUGUUCACUACUGUUGCUCACUCUCAGGAAAACAUUGUUUCGGUAGCGUUUCCGUAGAGACUCGCAAGCCUUGAGCUCGGCCCUAAUCCCGUGAGACAUGCCUUCGCGGCAAUUUUUGGUCAUACUUGAAGGCUUUUCAGAAAAGUAACGAAAUAAUUAGUUACUAAUUUAAUAUAUGAAUGAGUAAUUGCGUUAUAAUUCUAACUUUUUUUUGGGAAAGUAACUCGGAGCUAAUUACUUCUUCAAAGUAAUUUGCCCAACACUGUUCAUUAGUGAUCAGCGCCAACGUCAGAGACAUCAUGAGUGUGACGUCAGUCGUGACUGAUAGACGACGACUUGGUUUCAAUCUCUUGACAUCAAUGAUGUCAUAGUAAGGGGAGAAAAAGUUUUACCUGCAGUCACAAAACUUUGUGAAGUCAACAUGGUACAUGAUACGCCACAUGAGCAGCCGAGGGGCGGAACCAAUAAGUCUUUUGUACUGGUUGUUUGAGGAGCCACCAGCAGGUGGCGCCACAACCUAUAUCUUUUUAUACUUGAAAAAGCCAAGAAUGUUUGAAAGAAGGAAACUUUAAUAUAUUAAAGUAUUAAAGAUAUUUACUCAAAGUGCUUUUUUAGUUUUCGAUACAGCUAACUAAAAAUAACAAUGUGUGUGUGUGUGCGGACGCACGCGCGCACGGAGACAUUAAAAGGAAAAGUCCCAUGAUGAGAGUGCCUGCCAGGAGCAACAAGACGUGAAGGAAAGACGUGAAGGAAAGUGAACAAUGUGGCAGGCUGGGAAGAAGAGAAAGGAGGAAAAGAAAAUGACCUUUUUGAAGAGCACAAAUGAUCAGCGUCUUCAAUGGAAACACCACGAAAGAGGAACUCUGCAUGGAAACGACAACAUUCUAGAACCUUAUGUCUCCAAGACAACACCAGCAGCCAGAAAGUACUUGAUCAGGACCCAUCUGAACCAAAGUGGACCUGACCGUUUGUGUUAGAAGACACUACACACUAGUGAAGGCUACCAAAGCCUGUGGUUGGUACCUACAACUACGUGACCUGUCAGACCCCAGUGAUACCAUUGAGCAGCAGAAGGCACAGUUGACACGUGCACAUAAAAACCGGCGCUUGGCUUAGUGUGAGGAAAAGUUGAGCUUUUCCACACUUGCUUUCUUCAAACUCAGCAGCUUGAUGAUGCUUCUUUGUCACAUGACACCCUCCCCCUCCUUUUCUGAGCACAGCUUCCACAGAGUCCUACUUUUCCACAUGGUGGAUGCUUUGUUCCUUUCUCAAACUUUCCAUGACUUUCUUCCCUGCUCUGUGUGUGUGUUUAGUCCAAGUCAUUCUGUCAAUACAUAUUUCCUGCUCGAUUGAAGGUCUAACUUGAUUG
Dunckerocampus dactyliophorus (ringed pipefish) is the source of this 7234-nucleotide messenger RNA. Its product is annotated as EH domain-binding protein 1-like protein 1. The record is from RefSeq and is a predicted model, not a curated record. Gene Ontology annotation, molecular function: protein binding. The coding region runs from base 377 to 5425 and encodes 1682 amino acids. The transcript has 26 exons. Lineage: Eukaryota; Metazoa; Chordata; Actinopteri; Syngnathiformes; Syngnathidae.